Lichtheimia ornata is the source of this 936-nucleotide messenger RNA. RefSeq lists its product as uncharacterized. NCBI's taxonomy places the organism in Eukaryota, Fungi, Mucoromycota, Mucoromycetes, Mucorales, Lichtheimiaceae. The coding region runs from base 1 to 936 and encodes 311 amino acids. The record is from RefSeq and is a predicted model, not a curated record. Gene Ontology annotation, molecular function: sequence-specific DNA binding; zinc ion binding. The transcript is spliced from 3 exons. Gene Ontology annotation, biological process: regulation of DNA-templated transcription.
AUGAACACCUAUGAUGAUGAUCGCCACUCUGAUCCUUUGGAUGAUUACAAUGUUCCUUUGCAUGGGUCCAUGUUAUUAUCAAGCACUGAUCAAAUGGUGGAGGAUUACACGUACAUAUACGACCCACUUGUCGUGAGCCCUUCUUCUCUAUCAUCAUCAUCUGCAAGUGGUAGUAGCCAUCCUUUCAUGCCUUCACAGCAGCAAACAUUGCCAUCUCCAUUAUCCAGUGUUCCAUCGUUAUCGUGGCCCCCUUAUUAUCCAUCCAUGGAUGUCUAUCCUCAUGUCAGCAAUGCUGAUGGCGAGUACUGGCCUCGUUUUUCGGAUGGUGUUGAUUAUGACACUUACACGCUAAGCUCCUCUCCUGAAGAAUUAACAACCCCCAACCAUGAUGAGAGACCCACCAGCUAUAUGGUUCCUUCUUCUUCUCGCGGCACCUUCCAUCUCAUGAUGCCACCAAUAGGUGUAUCGUCACAAUUUCACCAUCCUACUACUACUACUACUACAACUCAUUGCGCUGUUGGUGGUACUACUACUACUGGUGGGAUGGCUUCAAACACCAAGGCUGUUGCUACCACAUCCUCUUGUGACAGAAAGAAGCGAGGCGUAAAACGUACCAAGGAGAAAAAGAAAUGCAUGAAUUGUGGAGCCACCAAGACACCCACUUGGAGGCGAGGUCCUAUUACUCGAUGGCUGCUUUGCAAUGCUUGCGGUCUAUAUGAAAAAGUCAGUCGUCAACGACGUAUUGUUGUGAUCCAAGAAGAUGGCAAGGCACGAAUUUCUCGAGGCAUGCUCAACAAAAAGGACGAGCAACAACAACAUCAUCGCCCACUCUUGGUCUGCGCAUCUUGUGCAACCACGGAUGCAAAGAGAUGGCAUAUUCGUGGUGGUCAAAAGUAUUGUGAGCGGUGCUCCCGAGAAUAUGCUCGUCGAUCAUGA